ACGAGCGUCGUACGCAGUAGUUAAUCCACAUCGGUUUCCCAGUAGUAGUCUCUCUUCUCCCGCCAUAGGAAUUGUCGUGCCUUAAGAAAUGGUGCAACAUUUGAAGUGGCUUCUGCCGCUGCUGGCCAUAUUCUAUGCUUCUGGGCCAGUAGCAAUUUUGGCCAACGAUCAACCUGCUCGCAUUGUUUGCUAUUUCAGCAAUUGGGCCGUCUAUCGUCCAGGCAUUGGACGCUAUGGCUUAGAGGAUAUACCAGCUGAUCUCUGCACGCAUUUGAUUUACUCCUUCAUUGGAGUGAAUGACAAAAGCUGGGAUGUAUUGGUUAUUGAUCCCGAAUUGGAUGUCGAUCAGGAGGGUUUCCAGAAGUUCACACAGCUGCGUCAGACUCAUCCCAAACUGAAGCUACAAAUAGCUGUGGGCGGCUGGGGUGAAGGUGGCUCCAAGUACUCACAAAUGUCGGCAGUCCGUGAGCGACGACAGAGUUUCAUACGCAGCAUUGUCCAGUUUAUGAAACUCUAUAAUUUCGAUGGCUUCGACUUGGACUGGGAAUAUCCGGGGGCCACUGAUCGUGGUGGCACCUUUGGCGAUAAGGAUAAGUUCUUGUAUUUCGUGCAGGAGCUAAGGCGGGCAUUCGAUCGUGAGGGUCGCGGCUGGGAGAUAACGAUGGCAGUGCCAGUGGCCAAAUUUAGACUGCAAGAAGGCUAUCAUGUGCCCGAGUUGUGCGAAUUACUCGAUGCCAUUCAUGCCAUGACCUAUGAUUUGAGAGGAAAUUGGGCUGGCUUCGCCGAUGUACAUAGUCCACUGUAUAAACGCAAACACGACCAGUAUGCCUACGAACGGCUCAAUGUGAAUGACGGACUCGCACUGUGGGAGGAGAUGGGCUGCCCGGCAAACAAAUUAGUGGUUGGCAUUCCCUUCUAUGGACGCACCUACACACUGAGCAAUUCGAAUAAGAACUACAACAUGGGUACGUAUAUCAAUAAGGAAGCGGGUGGAGGAGCUCCAGGACCGUAUACCAAUGCAAGCGGAUUUUUGGCCUACUAUGAGAUAUGCACCGAGGUGAUGGACAAAUCGAAAGGAUGGACUGUUGAAUGGGACGAUGCUGGAAUGGUGCCAUUCACCUAUAAAGAGACCCAAUGGGUGGGCUAUGAGAAUGAGGCAUCGGUACAAAUUAAAAUGGACUUUAUCAAGGCAAAGGGCUAUGCUGGAGCCAUGACCUGGGCCAUCGAUAUGGAUGAUUUUCAUGGUCUGUGCGGUCGCAAGAAUGGUCUAAUGCAAAUUCUCUAUGAUAAUAUGCGAAACUAUCGUGUGCCGGAGCCAACACGAGAGACCACACCGCGGCCUGAGUGGGCGAAACCACCCGCCACAUCGCCCAAUCCGGAUGAGGGAGAACCAGUGCAAGCGGCGGUGACAUCAACAACGACGCGUAAACCGAAACCAAAGCCAAAACCCACGUCAACACCAGUCGUCACAACGUCAGCACCUAUACCAAAGCCAUCCAGUUCCACCACCAUCAAGACAACAAAGAAACCUAAAAAGCCCAAAAAGACCACAACUACAGUAAAACCUACGACUACAGCUCCACCAGAAAAGGUAACCGAAGAGCCUGAAGAAGUUGUAGGUGGUUCGCAACCCCAGUUUGAUCCCAGUGAAAUUGAUUGCUUCAAUCGUGACUUUGUGCCUCAUCCGAAUUGCAGAAAGUAUUUCCGUUGUGUCCAUGGCAAACCUGUGGAAUUCGAAUGCAAAGAGGGCACAGCAUUUCACACAGUUCUAAAUGUUUGUGAUUGGGCUGAGAAUAGUGAUCGCUAUUAUUGUACCAAAACUAAAACAAAGAGCCAAGGCAAUGAAGCCCACUAACUCAUAAAGAAUAAGAACUUUCAACUUAUUUAUUAGAUUAAUUAAGAAUUCCUAAUUUAUAUAUAUUUAUAUAUCUCUAAAGAUUUUCAUAAUAAAUAUUAGCUUUGUGACAUCAUAAAGCAAAUACAAACAUA
Molecule: messenger RNA, 1989 nt
Organism: Drosophila willistoni
Lineage: Eukaryota; Metazoa; Arthropoda; Insecta; Diptera; Drosophilidae
Product: endochitinase
Exons: 7
Coding region: 89-1855 (588 amino acids)
Biological process (GO): carbohydrate metabolic process; chitin catabolic process
Cellular component (GO): extracellular region
Molecular function (GO): chitinase activity; chitin binding
Source: RefSeq, a predicted model, not a curated record